AUGUCCUCGCUGAUGCUUUCGCUCUUCGUCCUCCUGGCCUCGUCGUCCUCCGCUGUUCUUGCGGCCCUCGACGAUGAUGAACACGGCCUGAAGAGCAUCCACCUCUGCGUCCACGAGACGUUCGCUGGCGCGAAUGCCACGGCCGCGUCCGGGGUGGCGUCCCCGUUCGGCGCCAACUCGUCGUUCAGGAGCGUGGGCGUGGUCGAGCUGCGCGUCGGCCGGAACCGGUCGUCCCAGCUCCUCGGCCGCUACCAGGCGAUCAUCUUCGGCACGAGCCGACAGAUGGGUGCGGGCUACCUGACAUCCAUCGCGCUCGUGUUCACCGCGGGCGAGUAUGGCGGGAGCACGCUGUCCGUGCAGGGCCCCGUGCCGGGCACGCUGUUCAUGCUCAUGCAUCGUGGCAAGUACAGCUUGCGUUGCUAA
Phragmites australis (common reed) is the source of this 423-nucleotide messenger RNA. RefSeq lists its product as uncharacterized. The record is from RefSeq and is a predicted model, not a curated record. Lineage: Eukaryota; Viridiplantae; Streptophyta; Magnoliopsida; Poales; Poaceae. The transcript has a single exon. Bases 1 to 423 code for a protein of 140 amino acids.